AUGCUCGUCUUCGUUCUUCUGCUCGUCCUGCCUGCCCUGAUCAUUGCCGCUCCACCAGCCAAUCUGGAGGAAGACCUCUUCAAAGCUCUGGAUGAAGAUGGUGAUAAAAAGAUUAGUGAGGCAGAGGCUGUCGGCUACCUUUUGCGUUUUGACACCAACAAGGACGGCAAAAUCACCGCUCAAGAGUUUGCCACUAACGUCGAUACGAUUGACCCCGCCUUCGCCGGAAAAGAGCAAGCUCUCUUUGAUCUUCUGGACAAGGACGCAGACGGAAAGUUAGACGGCAAGGUGAACAAGAAGGACCUAGAGGCUGUCUUCAAACGCGUAGACACCGACAAUGAUGGCGAAAUUUCCAGAAACGAAUUUGCCAAAGCUUUUUCUGACGUCAUCACCAACAUUGGUUAA
Candidula unifasciata is the source of this 405-nucleotide messenger RNA. The record is from the annotation of a GenBank genome assembly. Lineage: Eukaryota; Metazoa; Mollusca; Gastropoda; Stylommatophora; Geomitridae.